AUGUCGACUGAUAAAAUCACUUGCUUACUGAACUGGCACGCUACGCCGUAUCAUCUUCCUCUCUUUUUAGCGGAGAAGCUCGACUUCUUCACACAAGAAGGUGUCAAGGUCGCUAUCCUCGAGCCCAACAACCCUUCUGAUGUGACGGAGAUCAUUGGUUCCGGCAAGGUGGACCUGGGCUGCAAGGCCAUGAUCCACACCAUCGCUGGAAAGGCCAGGGGCUUCCCGAUCAAGUCAAUUGGCACUUUCUUGGACGAGCCCUUCACGGGUGUGGUGUACAUUGCCUCCAAGAGCGGAAUCACGACCGAGUUCGAGAGCUUGCGCGGCAAGCGCAUUGGCUACGUUGGCGAGUUUGGCAAGAUCCAGCUGGACGAGUUGACCCGCCACUACGGCAUGACUCCAGAGGAUUACACGGCCGUUCGCGUCGGUAUGAACGUCACCGGCGCCAUCAUCCGUGGCGAGAUCGAUGCUGGUAUCGGUCUCGAAAACGUCCAGAUGGUUGAGCUCGAGGAAUGGUCCGUUCAACAGGGCCGUUCUCGCGACGAUGUUCGAAUGCUGCGUAUUGACGAGCUUGCUGAUCUGGGAUGCUGCUGCUUCUGCUCGAUCCUGUUCAUCGGUAACGAGACGUUCAUCCAGAACAACCCCGAGAAGGUUACGGCUUUCAUGAAGGCAGUGAAACGGGCGACGGACUACAUGUUUGCGCAGCCGGCCGCGGCCUAUGAACUGUUUGUGGAGAUGAAGCCCCACAUGCACAGCGAGGUGAACCGCAAGAUAUUCCAGCGAUCAUUCCGCUACAUGUCGCACGACUUGAAGAACGUGCAGCGCGACUGGGACAAGGUUACCAAGUACUGCAAGCGCCUAGGAAUCGUGGACGACAGCUUUGUUCAGAACCAGACAAACGAGUUCCUGUCCUGGCCUAAGGAACCCGAGUCGCCUGCAGGAUUUGUUAACCCGACUGUCGAUACGGGCGUGUUGGCGAAGGUCCCUCACAGUUCUGCGGUGGCUCCUGUAGCCAUCCGAGCCUGA
Gamsiella multidivaricata is the source of this 1026-nucleotide messenger RNA. RefSeq names its product NMT1/THI5 like-domain-containing protein. Bases 1 to 1026 code for a protein of 341 amino acids. NCBI's taxonomy places the organism in Eukaryota, Fungi, Mortierellomycota, Mortierellomycetes, Mortierellales, Mortierellaceae. The record is from RefSeq and is a predicted model, not a curated record. The transcript is spliced from 2 exons. Gene Ontology annotation, biological process: thiamine biosynthetic process.